ACUCUGGUGCUGCCGGUUGCUAAGGCUGCCGGGGUCUGGCCACCGAGGGGUUUGUCCGGCCUCUCGCAGCCUCACCCCAACAGUCGGUACCUGAGCGAGACUGUCACCGCGACUGCUCGGAGCUGCGCUCGCCCAGCCGGGAAAACGCCCAUCCGGCUCUCGGUGACAUGGCCGGGGAACCCCCUGGGACCUUGGUGUGGCCUAGCCGGGUCAGAAGAACCCAUUGCCCGGGGCUAUUUCCUGCUGUGGGUGGCUUGGGAUCUGCGCCGGCUCCUGCUUUGGCUGGGGGGCUGGCGAGGGCAGGGCCAGGCUUCGAGGGGCUCCGAGGCGCUGCGUUCUGACCCGGUUUCUCUCUUUUCCAGGAUUAUCAGAACCAAAGUUCAGCAGCCUUUCCACCCGACCCCCGACGGCACUGGCCCGGGAGUGACGGCCCCUGGGCACACCAUCGUUCCCAGCACAGCAUCCCCUCCCGUCUCCAGUGCCUCCAAUGAUCCGGUGGGCUCUUACUCCAUUAACGGGAUCCUGGGCAUCCCGCGGUCGAAUGGCGAGAAGAGGAAACGUGAUGAAGAUGUGUCGGAGGGCGCGGUUCCCAACGGAGACUCCCAGAGCAGCGUGGACAGUUUGCGGAAGCACCUUCGUGCUGACACCUUCACCCAGCAGCAGCUGGAAGCUUUAGAUCGAGUCUUCGAACGUCCUUCUUACCCGGACGUCUUCCAAACCUCGGAGCACAUCAAAUCUGAGCAGGGGAACGAGUACUCCCUGCCAGCUCUGACCCCUGGGCUUGAUGAAGUCAAGUCAAGUCUAUCUGCCUCUGCUAACCCAGACCUGGGGAGCAACGUGUCAGGACCCCAGACGUACCCCGUGGUGACCGGUCGUGACAUGGCGAGCACCACCCUGCCCGGCUACCCACCCCAUGUGCCGCCGACUGGCCAGGGCAGCUACCCGACCUCCACUCUCGCAGGGAUGGUUCCCGGGAGCGAGUUCUCGGGGAACCCUUACAGUCACCCUCAGUACACGACCUACAAUGAGGCCUGGCGAUUCAGCAACCCCGCGUUACUAAUGCCACAUCCCGAGGCGCUGCACCUCCCACUGCUGCCGCUGCCUAUGACCGCCACUAGUUACCAUGGAAACCACAUGAAACUGCAGGGCGACAGCUUAGGCCUCCAUAUUGUACCUGUCUGAUCAACUUUCUCCAGCCCCGGGAAGGGUGAAGAGAACGUCUCCGCCCCCCUCCACGCCCGGCUCUCCUCCUCCUUCCCCGCCGAACGCGCCGGGCCGACCGGACUGAGAAAUACGCCUCCCCUCGCCCAGCCCGGCUGCUUCCGUGGACAAUGGGACGGGCCUGUGGCGACUCCCCGGCUGCUGUCGUCCUGCCGACCAUCCCCGGCACCGCGCGGCCACGCAAAGCCCCCCGCGUGGGAAGCCUGAGGGGAGUCCAAGCAAUGCAGCCUGCAGCCCUUGUUCAUACAGGACCCUGCUCUCCAGGGAGUGGCAGCGGAGGAGCCACCCGCAACCAAUUGUUCCCUUUGAGAAACUUUCUUCCAUGGUGGAUGCUUCAGCGUGCUGAUCGACAAGCUUGUCUCAGAGGCCCGAGGGAAUGGUCUGCCUAGCAUGGGGGUGUCAGCCCCCAACUCAUUUGCCACGGAAGGGCCCAGCGUGACACUCUCCACCCCCCCCUCCAACCCCCGGGUCGCUCUCUGUGCUGCAUCCGCCCUCUUCUCCCCAUGCCUCGGCUCCCUUCAGGCGCCGUUUGAAGGCCGCCCCCGGCCUGUUGUGACCCAGCAGGCCAGCGUUGGGUUGAAACACUCACAACCACAACUUCUGUGACACACAAUCAGCUCAGACAGGAGGAUGGAGCCACAUCACCCAACCGACUGAGGAAAUGAAGAAAUAUAUAAAUAGAUAUAUAAAUAUAACUGUGUUUUUAUGCUUUGUCAUGAAGGUCUGUAAAAAGGGAAAAAAAUGAACAAAUCCCCAAUUUUCUAAAAAAAAAAAAAAAAAA
Pelodiscus sinensis (Chinese soft-shelled turtle) is the source of this 2002-nucleotide messenger RNA. The record is from RefSeq and is a predicted model, not a curated record. Lineage: Eukaryota; Metazoa; Chordata; Testudines; Trionychidae.